Molecule: messenger RNA, 1831 nt
Organism: Callorhinchus milii (elephant shark)
Lineage: Eukaryota; Metazoa; Chordata; Chondrichthyes; Chimaeriformes; Callorhinchidae
Gene: exd1
Product: exonuclease 3'-5' domain containing 1
Exons: 11
Coding region: 37-1329 (430 amino acids)
Biological process (GO): nucleobase-containing compound metabolic process
Molecular function (GO): nucleic acid binding; 3'-5' exonuclease activity
Source: RefSeq, a predicted model, not a curated record
GGCGACCGUUACUUUGGGCGGGAAGCGAGGGCCCCCAUGGAGGCCGCCUGGCUGCAGCGGCUCCUCGGGAGGCGGCUCAGGGUCACCCUGGCCUGCGGCUCCUACGCCGGCUUCCUGCGGCACGUAGACCCCGGCACUAAAGCCAUCGCCCUGGACCUCAUUGAAGAUUUGGAAAAUAACCGGAAGCUUCCUGGAGUCAAAAUGUUUUUUGGUCAUGAAAUCAAAAAUUUGGAGUUUCUUGAUGCCGUAUCCUGUGAAACAGUGAAUAAGCCGAGACACGCUGACAAGAACAACUUGGAAAAUGUAACGACAAAACCUCCAGAAGUACCUUUCGGGUGGCAGGAAUCCUCAGAAGAGGAGACAGAUUUGAUGUUUCUUGUCAUUGACCAGUUUCACCAAAAGUUUGGCCCUGCUAUCCUGCACAUUAAGCAGCAGAGUGUGAUUGGAGUUGCAGUGGAAGGUGUUGAUGUCUGUCGCUUUGGAAAGCUAUGUUGGUUGCAGAUCGCAACAAAGAGCCAAAUUUACCUGUUUGACAUCUCCCUCCUUGGAGCGGUGGCGUUUAAGAAUGGGCUUGCGAUGAUUCUGACAGACUCUAACAUACUGAAGGUGAUCCACGACUGCCGCCUGGUCUCUGACUGCUUAUAUCAUCAAUAUGGAGUGGACUUGACCAACGUCUUUGAUACCCAGGUGGCUGACGUUCUCCAGUUCUCACUGGAAACAGGAGGUCUUCUCCCCAGCUGUGUCAGCACGUUUGAAGAAAGUCUGGUUUGUCACCUCAGCCUCUUGCCACCAAAAGUCUCCUUUCUCCAGUACAGAGCACAAAUGGUCAAGGUUAACCCCAGGGUGUGGGCCAGCCGCCCACUCUCUCCCUGCUUGCUACGCAUUGCAGCUUUAGAAGUCAGAUAUCUGUUGCCGCUGCGUUCUAUUCUGAUGGAUAAGCUGAUGUUGGAUUUCACCACUCAGGUGGACAACUACUUGAACAUGUACAGAAACAUGCCCAGCUUCACCCUGGGCUGCCCUGAGAAUUUUUUUCUGGAGCUUCCAUACGAGCUGAAGGAGAUGCAGCUUAUUCGCAGGCUGAGGAGAGAGGAUGCUUGGAAAGAGUAUGCAAAGGAUGACAGUGGGCGUCUGGUGAGGCCCUAUCCUGGUCACGUGAAUGCACCCAAGUCAGAAGGAAGAGUAGUAGCAAUGGAUGAGAUGCCAAAGUGGAAGGCUGCUGAGCCACCGACAGGCGACUCAGGAGACCCUCAGAGGGAGAGGCUGCCAUUGCUCGAGCCGAGUGCUGAGCCACCUUGCCCUCCCUUGGAGGACGCUGGUCUGUCUGACUGAGGAAAUCUAUAUUUAAUGACGUUUGGCGAUUGAGAUGCAUCUUUUUUUCCCUGACAAAGCCCAGCCGUGCUGGCGAGGCAGUGGUCUUCCAUUAACCCACUUCCCACAUAUACCUUUUCAGAGUUGAGUUGUGACAUGAGAUUAGCGUUUGUCCGUUGUAUGAGGGGUCUCAUAUGCUAUCGUCUAUUCAGAUGUGGCAAUCUGACUUAAAAUAAUAAUGCUUGAAUUUGAUAAGUCAAAUGGGUCUCUUGUCGUGCUUUAAAUGGGGAGGUGCCGAUCAGAAACCAACCCUCCCUCAACCAGUGUCAGUCUGCCAGCUGAGCAACAACACUGAGGCCUUACAGCGAACUGUUCACUUGCUCUGCUGUGGAACAUAAAGUGACAGAAAGACCUAAGAGAAAAUGAAGCCCACUGAUGUCGAGGUUAACCGCUGAGGUUUGAUAAGUUAAAUGUGAUAUUUCAGUAACAAAUUUCCAAGCAAUAAACAUUCUCUGUGCACAAA